Molecule: messenger RNA, 5646 nt
Organism: Closterium sp. Naga37s-1
Lineage: Eukaryota; Viridiplantae; Streptophyta; Zygnematophyceae; Desmidiales; Closteriaceae
Source: the annotation of a GenBank genome assembly
AUGGAGUGGCGGACGCUGCGGCAUCUGGAAGUGGGCGCACACGCGCAAGCCGCUGCCUUCCAUCCAACGCAACCCCUGGUGUCCGUUUCCGUUGGACGCUCGAUCAUAGAGUACGAUCUGCUGACGGGAUGCCAGCUGGCAAAGAUGGACAUUGGAGGGCCCGUGGUGCGCAUGGGGUACGCGCCCGCUGCCGGCCACGUCAUCGUGGCGGUGAUGGAGGACCACACCAUCAGGUGCUGGGACCACGACAGCGAGCUCACAGCCAUUCUCUUCACCCCUCCUGACCGCCGUGGCGACAAGCCCGCCGAAGUGCACCUGGCGAUAUGCGCCCACCGCCCCUGGGCCUUCUUUGCCGCGCACAGACGCACCUCCAUACAUGUGGUGGGUGUGCUGGAGGGCAUUCGGCCAGCCUCGAAGCUGAAGGCGGAGUUCAAGAAGCCCAUCACUGCCCUCGCAUGCCAUCCGCGCCACCCUGUGCUCUUUGUGGCGUACGCAGAGGGCGUCAUCCGGGCCCACCAUGUCACCUCCUUCAACCUGCUCUACACCCUCUCUUUGGACGACCCGUCAGUGAAGCUGAUGGGGGCAGCAGCCAUGGUGUGCCAUCACCUGCUGGACCAUAUCUUUGUGGGUGAUCGCUCGGGCUCACUGCUCGCAUGGGAUGUCUCUGUGCCUGCUCGACCCAAUCUCAUUGGAUUUUUGCAGGUGGCGGUGGUGGCAGUGAUGGCGUGUGUGUGGCAUGCACCGUUGGAGUUGCUGCUGGUGCUCACGCGUGAUGGCACCGUCAAGGCCUACUCCCCCCACAUUCACCACAACCCCGCUCUCUCCCUCGCCUCCAACUCACACUUCUUUCACGAAUACGAGGCGGUGGAGGUGGAUGUGGAGCGGCUGCUGGUGCAGGCAGGCGGCCAGUCCGUGGUGCCUGUGCCUCGCAUCCGCACCCUGCACGUGCACCCCACGCUCAACUUCCUCCUCCUGCUCUUUCUCAGGGAGGGGGCAGCGGAGGACGUGGUGCGGAAGAGGGAGCAGAAUCGCAGCAAGGCCAGUCGCAGGGCGCUGCUGGACAUGCUGCAGUCGGCCAGGGGUGCUCCAGACCCGGCGAGCCAGCGUGAUAAGCUAUCAUCAUUGGGGCCGUCAGCACUCAUGUCCGAUCAGCAGCUUCAGGAGCAGCUGGUGCUGACACGCGGCCAAACCAAGCUCGCUCAGCCUACGUUGUUGGAUUUUGCACGCAAGGCUUACUUGUAUGGGGCCACCCACGGGGGUUUACUGGACACGGCGGGGCAUCUCACCACACUGCCGCUCAUCCAGGUGCUCGACCCUCUCGAGCCCGCCAACGACCUGCCCGUCGCCCAUCCAUUCCACGCGCCACUGCUGUUCUACAACAGCGAGCAGGCCAUCUUCCGCUUCCCCUCGCGCAUUGCCCUCAUGGACGGCUGCUCCAUCGUCUCCUUCAGCCUCGCCACUGGGGUGCUCUCCAGCCUCAAGAAACUGCCGCCUGUGGACGGCAAGGGGCAGCAGAGGAGGGCAACGCACAUGGUGUACAGCCAGAAGCAGCAGUGCAUGCUGGUGUUCUUUGAGGCGGCGCGCACGGCAGGCGGAGGGGGCGUGUCCAUGGUGGUGCAGCGCUACCUGGACGUCAUGGAACCCCUGGGAGAAGGGCUCGACACACUCACUGACAUCCAAGCGCGUGAUGGGGCAUUCAUAGGGCACCACGACAAGAAGCUGGCGCUGCUGGGCGAGACGGGCUACGUGCUCACGCUGCUGCCACUGCAGGACCCCAACAAGUCCCCGCAGGAGCUGGAGGAGGAGGAGGAGGAGAAGGACGAGCAGCAGCGCGGUGGCGGCAAGGAGAAGGGGGGGGACGAGUCAGAGACAACAUUCACGGGGUUUGGGAGUCGCUUUGAUGAGGUGCAGGAGGAGGUGGAGCUGAAGCAGGCGGUUAAGGGGCAGGAGGGGCCUGUGGAGUUCACGUUUGAGACACCCGUUCACCGCGUCUUCCCCACGCCCAUGGAGGACGCGCUGCUGUACGUGGCGUUGGGCAGCCACCUGGGCAUGGUGAACGUGCUCGUGGAUGAGUACGGGCGGCCUGCAGGCGACCUGGUGGAGGCCGACGGGCUCAUGUGGCUCUCCACUCGCAAGCACGACAAGGCCCACCUGCCUCUCAAGCUUGGCGAAACUGUUCUGCAGUACUGCGGCGUUAAUUCUUCCUUCUACACCUGUCUCCCCUCUGCCUUCUCUUUCCCGUGCCCUCCUGCUCCCGCUUCUAUCAUUCGUUCUCAACACCCUCCACUCCUCGCAUCGCUACCCGCGAAUCCCAUCACCACUCCCAUCUCACUCGUUGAUUCGCCUCACCUCUUCACUCGGCUCUGCAACUGUGAUUCUGACUUUGACUCAAAACCUCCCGUGCGUGCGCGUGUGUGGCAACAGGUGUGGUGGCAGAAGGCAGUGACAGGGCACGUGGCAGCAGUGAUGACCACCAUGCGUCUGCUCAUAGUGGCCUCUGACCUCUCCGUGCUCGCCAGCACCACCGCCUCCUCCCGCGACUCCCACCCUCCAAUAUCCCACCAACACUUCCUGUCUGCUCACUGCCCACCCACCACUUUUUCUCUGAAUGUUGUGGCGUUGCUGAAGCUUCUCACUGCAUGCACGCUGUUCUGGGUGCUGCUGGCAGCACUGAACGACCGGCUGGUGGUGGCAACGGGGGCGUCGGUGGCAGUGGGGCGGGUGGCGACAGUGGACGUGCAGCAGCGCCUCACAGGGCUGCUGGAGCCGCUGCUGGCGGGGUGGGUGUCGCUCGUGCACUCCCAGGGGCCGCACCCCAUGCUGCACCUGCCCAAGCUCAUCAGCCAGCUCAUCUCCCGCUUUGACGUCAUGCGCCUCACUCCCCGCCUUGUGGAGCUGCUCAGUCGCGGGCCAACCAUCUGCUGCCAGCUGGCACUUGAGCUCUCUGAAACGGGCCCACAGUUUAACUCGGAGGUGCGGGUGAUGAGUGCGAUGAGAGCGCGCAACUUUGACAAGGCGUUAGACAUCCUCACCACCGACUUCCACCACUCCACCUCCUACCCGCGCUGCCCACCCUCCUCGCGCCUCUUUCACCGUUUCAGGCAGCUCGGCCGCCGCUGCAUCACAUUCGCGCAGUUUGACAAGGCAAAGGCGACCUUUGAGGUGGUGGGGGACUACGAGGCCAUGUACGACCUCUUCAUCGCACACAUGAAUCCCUCCGCCCUGCGCCGCCUCGCCGCCACACUGGAAGAGAGCGAAGCACAGCCGGAGCUGGAGCGCGAGUGCAUGCAGGUGCUCAAGGUGCGCUCCUCGCUCUGGAACCAGGGCGGCGUGCUCUCUGCUAUUGCACAGGAGGCGCUCGCUCCCAAGCCCGCCGACUGGGCUGGCGGGAACUGGACCGUGCUUGUCGCCCCAGACCCAUCUGAAGCCAAGCCUGCUGCCGGCACUGCUGCCGCUGCUGAUGCUGCUGCUGCUGCUGCUGGAGCGGCAGGAGGGGCGAAUGCAGGGGCAGCGGGGGCGGUUACGGCGGCGGCGGCGGCGGCAGCAGGGGGCCUGAAGCCUCAAGCGGAGAUCACGCACUCGUGGACGUUUGGGAAUGAGGUGACGGCGUACAUGAAGACAGAGGGGGGCGCCAUCCCCGUCAUCAUGGCGGACAGCGUGGGGGUGUACCUGGGUGUGGCCCGCGGCAAGGGCGUGGUGACAGAGAUUCUCGAGAUGAAGAAGGAGGAGGCGAAGAAGGAGGAGAAGAAGAAGAAAAAGAAGGCCACCGAGGCAGAGAUCAUGGCGGCUGCUGUUGCCAGCUUUUUGCCGGGGGCUGAGGCGGCGUCUGCAGCGGCAGGAGGGGCGGUGCCGAGAGGGGAGGAGACGGCGGAGGAGGCGCAGCAGAGGGCAGCAGCGGAGUUCAAGACGAGUAUGUACGGGGCAGGGGAGGCGUUUGACAGCGACAGUGACGAUGACACCAUGUCCACCACGUCCCGGCGCAGCAAGUUCAGCAUCAAGAUCAAGGACAAGGACGCGCGGGCAGGAGUGGUGGACGUGGGGAGGCUCAAGGCGGCGUCCAAGACGCUCACUCUAGGCGCGCCAGCCAAGCCGCCUUCCUCCGCAGCCACAGAGGAGUUCGGGUGGCAGCAGUUCGAGUCUGACUCCUCCGGCCUCGCCAUCGUGCCCUUCGGGGACGCUGCUGCUGCUGCUGCCGCCCAACCAGCAGCCAAUGGCGUGCCUCCUGCUGCUGGCGGUCCCGUGUGGGCCACCCCCCCGGGGCUGGGCGCGCUGGGCAUGGGGGCAGGAGGAGGCGUGCCCGCGCAGGCUGUUGCUCUGGGCUAUGCCAAGCCCAUGCUGCCGCCAGGGCAGCAGGGUGCUACAGGUCCGGAAGCGGGUGCUGCUGCUGCUGCAGCAGCUGCCGCCGCAGCAGCAGCGGGUGCAGGUGGAGCGGUGGGAGCAGAGGUGGUGGGGGAGAGCAAGGAGCUGUUUGGGGAUGACGUUCCUUUCUCUGCUGAGCCGUCUUUCCAAGCUGCUCAACCUGCUCAGGCGGAAGCAGCAGCAGCAGGAACAGGCAAGCAACGGCCUAUGCUGCCACCGCCAUCCGCAGGCCCCUUGCAGAUGCAACCCGCAGCCGCAGCAGCAGCAGCAGCAGCAGCAACAGCAGAGCCGGCAGCGCAGGAGGAGUUUGGGGGGUUGCUGGCAGGGACGGCAGAGGGGCAGGGCAGAGGGGAACCAGGGCAGCAGCUCAAGGUGCCGCUGCCUAAGAGUGCUGGUGGGGCGGAAGGGGCAGGUGCGAAUGCUCUGCCGCCUGAGAUCUCGGCACUGUCAGACGCACAGGCGGGUGGGGAGAAGGGCCCAAGCAAGGAGCAGGAAGCAGCGCGUGCUGCCAUGCCCACCAAGAUUCUUCCUGGCUAUGUGCCACGUGGCGCGUCGGCAGCGGUGUGUGUGAAGGUGGCGUUGGUGCAUGUGGACGACAACCGGCUGGCGGACGCACUGGCGUGUGUGGACGAGGCGUUCCUGGCCAUGGCCAAGGACCGCUCCCUCGGCAAGAACGUGCAAGCCCAGGCGCGCAUCGCUGCCCACUACAAGAUCGGCGCCACCAUCCUGCAGGAGAUAGUGCGGCUGCAGAAGGCGGAGGGGCAGGGCGCAUUGGGAGCCAAGGAGGAGAUGGCGCGUCUGGCACGGCACCUGGCGUCGCUGCCCUUGCAGCCCAAGCACCGCAUCAGCUGUGCGCGGACGGCCAUCCGGCGCAACAUGGAGGUGCACAACUUCGCCUACUCCAACCGCCUCCUCCACGCCCUCCUCGCCAAGGCGCCUCCCAACAAACAGGCCGAGCUGCGCGCCCUCGCCAACAUCUGCAUGGCGCGCGGCCUGACGGACCGUACCAUCAACCGCUCAGAGGACCCGUCUCGCUUCUGUGCGGCAUCACUGGCGCUGCUGCCCACCAUUGGCCACGACGUGUGCGACACCUGCAAUGCGUGCUUCGCUGCCCUCGCCACGCCUGGCUGCCCCAUCUGCGGCAUGGGCACUGUCCGGCGCUUUGACAAGGCGGGAGCGGGUGCUGCUGGUGCAGGCGGGGGUGGUGCGGCAGGGAGGGCUGCUGCUGCUGGCGGGCAGGCGGGCAGAGGGAAGGGUACGGUGACUGCGUUUGCAUCACCGUUCUGA